Molecule: messenger RNA, 762 nt
Organism: Echinops telfairi (small Madagascar hedgehog)
Lineage: Eukaryota; Metazoa; Chordata; Mammalia; Afrosoricida; Tenrecidae
Product: teneurin-1-like
Exons: 6
Coding region: 169-762 (197 amino acids)
Biological process (GO): signal transduction
Cellular component (GO): membrane
Source: RefSeq, a predicted model, not a curated record
GGGCUGAUCACCUGGCGAGGGGGCGGGGGACUGCACCUGGGGACGCCAAGGAAACUUGCUCCUGGACUCGGUGCACUUUAUGAUUGGCCAUAACAGCAAAGUCUGCUUGUAAUAAGGAGUCCCUCUUCCUCUUUUUUUUCCCAUGAAAGUGAGUUUGCUUAAUCAGAGAUGGAGCAGACCGACUGCAAACCCUACCAGCCUCUGUCAAAGGUCAAGCAUGAAAUGGAUCUCGCGUAUACUAGCUCUUCUGAUGAGAGCGAAGAUGGGAGAAAACCACGACAAUCCUACAACUCCAGAGAAACUCUGCAUGAGUACAACCAGGAACUGCGGAUGAAUUACAACAGCCAGAGCAGAAAGAGAACAGAGGUGGAGAAAUCUACCCAAGAAUUGGAAUUCUGUGAAGCCCCUCACACUUUGUGUUCUGGCUACCAGACUGAUAUGCACAGCGUUUCCCGGCAUGGCUACCAGCUAGAGAUGGGCUCUGAUGUGGACACGGAGACUGAAGGUGCAGCCUCACCUGACCACGCACUGAGAAUGUGGAUAAGGGGUAUGAAAUCGGAGCAUAGUUCCUGUCUGUCCAGCCGGGCCAACUCUGCAUUGUCCUUGACUGACACUGACCAUGAAAGGAAGUCUGAUGGGGAGAAUGGUUUUAAAUUCUCUCCUGUUUGUUGUGACAUGGAGGUUCAAGCUGGGUCUACUCAAGUCUGGAACCCAGUCCUUGUCCCUAUUGAGUCCAUUUUCCUAAGAGAUGUCACUUUUUGA